Molecule: messenger RNA, 1179 nt
Organism: Cryptosporidium ubiquitum
Lineage: Eukaryota; Apicomplexa; Conoidasida; Eucoccidiorida; Cryptosporidiidae
Product: NLI interacting factor ctd-like phosphatase
Exons: 1
Coding region: 1-1179 (392 amino acids)
Molecular function (GO): phosphoprotein phosphatase activity
Source: RefSeq, a predicted model, not a curated record
AUGGUUGCAUUCAAAUAUAGGAUGAAAAGGCUUCGUACAAUUGCAAACGAGGAAGCCCAAGGAGAAUUACCAUUAAAGUCAAAGGUAAAUGAACGAUAUAUUACUGAUAGAGAGGAAGAUAGUAAAUUGGGGGAAAAAAGUUCAGAUUCUCCUGAUGAGGAUUACUCUCAAAAUUCGCAGAGUACUAUAGAGAGUAAAAAUAUCGAGGAAAAUAUGUUGGAAAUGAGUCUACUGAGGAGGUUUGAUGAUUUUAUAGAGAUCAUGACGCACCUUAAAUUAGAUAUUAAACCUGGAUCUUUUAGAGACGACGAAAACCUUUUGAACUAUUGCUUUUUGAUUUCUAAACCUUAUAAAAACAAUAGCAUUGGAUUUACAUUUCAUGUGGCAAUGGAAAAUAUAGUAAGUGGGAGGCCGAGAGUUUUAUCUCAGUCAAUGUCAAUGGCCAUCGAAUACAUAUGCUGUACAAAAUUUCCCUUGAAAUUACUGCAUGGAGAAGUAUCAGCUAUUAAUAGUCCCUUCAAAGUUAAUGAUAUGCAGGAUGAGAAAUCUUUAUUUAAAAUUAGUCAUCUUCCUUUGUUAAAAACUGUUAAGGAACAAGAAUACAGUUCGGGUUUAUUUAUAGUACUAGAUAUGGAUGAGACUUUGGUUCAUUGUACAAAUGAAAUGCUUAAAGGAAUUAAGCCAGACCUAUUAGUCAACAUUGCAGCAUAUUCUUCACCUUGGUUUGUAUAUUACCGGCCAUUUCUUAAAUUUUUUCUUAAAAAUGCUUCAAAAUUGGGAAAAAUAUGUGUUUUUACUGCAAGUACGAGAGAGUAUGCAGAACAAGUAAUAAACUCAAUUGAUCCGACCCACGAUCUUAUUAAAUAUAAACUGUUUAGAGAACACUGUACCGUUUAUAAUAAAGGUUACAUGAAAGAUUUGAGAAUAAUUCAAGGCGUAGAUCUAAAAAGAACAGUUUUAGUAGAUAAUUCUCUGAUAAGCAAUACAUUACAAUUAGAUAAUGCAAUUCCAGUUGAUAGUUGGUAUGGAUGUACUAAAGAUAACGAGCUGCUUAGACUACUUGUUCUUUUAAACAGAAUACAAUUAUUGAAUGAUGUCAGACCAUAUUUAGCAAAUAGGUAUGGAAUCAGAGAGUGGAUUAAUUUGAAUAGAACUAAAGAUAACUUAAUGCCUAUAUGA